CACUGAUAUAGGGCGAACCACCCUGUGGGCGGAGCGCUGAAAACUGCUUCACACUAAAAUAAUAGUGAGAUCUGUUUCUGUUCAUUCUCCCAAAAGUCGAAGACAGAGAGAGAUGGGUAUCUUCUACUCCAUCCCUGAAGGUCCUCCACUGAGGAUUGUGAUGAUCGGGAAAACUGGAGUUGGGAAGAGUGCCGUCGGUAACACCAUCGUGGGUAAAAAGGUUUUCAAGUCUUCGGUGAGUGCGCAGUCUGUGACGGAGAACUGCUCAAAUGAACGGGUCAACAGUCGCAGAAAGAUCCACGUGGUCGAUACACCCGGGAUUCUGGAUACGUCUAAAGGUGCAGGCAGCAUAAAGAACGAGAUUGCAAAAUGCAUCCAGAUGUCCUCUCCCGGCCCUCACGUCUUUCUGCUGGUCAUGCAGAUUGGAAGGUUCACCAAAGAAGAAGAAAACUGCGUGGAAGCCCUGGAGAAAAUCUUCGGACCCGAGGCGUCUAAGUACAUGAUCGUUCUGUUCACACGUGGAGAUGAGCUGCUGGGCAGAACUAUUCAGGAGUAUGUGCAAGACGGCCACCCGAAACUUCGAGAGGUGAUAAACAGGUGUGGUAACCGGUACCACGUCUUCAAUAACAAGAAAAGGAGGAACAGAACUCAAGUGGUUCAGCUGAUCAAGAGGAUCGACGAGAUGGUUGCGGCAAAUGGAGGAAAACACUUCAGUGAUGAAAUGUAUGUGGAAGCGGAGCAGACUAUGAAGCAGAGGACGGACAGAGACACAACAGAACAGGUUGUCUUCCCCUUCAUGACUGAACUUUUACAGAGGGUCAUUCUGUUUCAGGCCAUACUGGCUGCUGUCUCACAAGACAACACCAACAACAUGGACUCCAACACCAGGCCUACUGUCUGAUAGAAACAGCCUUAAGUCCCUUUCCAGAUUUCUGCUCAUUCAUCUCAUAGAGAACACCUCAAUGAGUUUAAAAUGUGGGUGUGAAUUUAGCUUUUUUGUAAAACCAGUCAAAGUGGCUGUUUUUAUCACACAUGUUUAAUGCAAAUAAAUUGUAGAGAACUGCAAUUGCAAUUGUAAUCAAACACUAAAACAAUUGAUUGGUCAUUGACUUUUGGCGGGUGUAUUGCUGGGGACCCCAUGGAGAGCUUUGUCGAAUUUGGUGCAAUUUGGAUGUGACACGUUCAAUAUUAAUAAACUUUGAAUAAACAAGCAACCAGCGCUCUGUGUACUUCUUGAACCACUGCUUACAGUAUAUAGGUCGCACAAUAUAAAAUUAAUAUGGGAUACCAAAUCUACAAAGAUAAUUUAACUUGUACUGUGUAAAUUGUCUGUAAGUCCAUCCCUUUGAUGGCUGCUCCUGAGAUUUUACAGUUCUGACAGUAUCCUCUGUCUUGCUUGGCCAAUAGCAUUGACCAUUGUUGAACCAUGCAGCAGGGACCACCACAACUUCACUGGUUAUAACUAUAUUAAACAUGUUUGAGCAUCUUUUGUUUUGCUGCAGCUUCUAUGCAGAGUAACUGGAACAUUCAGGUAGAUCAAACAGAAACCCUUACAAUGAACACAUAACACUUAUUGGGUUCAAGCGUAUAAGGAUCCUUGACUCGAGGAGGAGUAUAAUGUGUGAAAAUAAACCUCUACAUGUAAAAGUCCACUCCAAAUUUUUGUUU
Messenger RNA from Sebastes umbrosus (honeycomb rockfish), 1668 nucleotides. Its product is annotated as GTPase IMAP family member 7-like. Bases 113 to 901 code for a protein of 262 amino acids. Gene Ontology annotation, molecular function: GTP binding. The record is from RefSeq and is a predicted model, not a curated record. The transcript is spliced from 2 exons. NCBI's taxonomy places the organism in Eukaryota, Metazoa, Chordata, Actinopteri, Perciformes, Sebastidae.